Molecule: messenger RNA, 925 nt
Organism: Trematosphaeria pertusa
Lineage: Eukaryota; Fungi; Ascomycota; Dothideomycetes; Pleosporales; Trematosphaeriaceae
Exons: 3
Coding region: 209-679 (156 amino acids)
Source: RefSeq, a predicted model, not a curated record
AACAGUUCGCACUCUCCCUCCACUAACACACAACGGCCGGACUCACUUAUUCAUCAUGGACGCCACUACCUCUUCCUGUGGUAUUUUCCUUGAAACUCUCUGAUCAUACUCCUUUGAUGAAGACUAAUCACAGUUUGUAGCGCAAGACACCGCAGCGGAGGAAGUCUCACGAUGCUCCAGCCCGGCCUCGAUCAUAUACACUCCUGCUAUGGCGAACGAGGAUUUGAUCGCUGCGAGGAACGUCCAGGCUUCAGAGAUCGAGCUUUACAUGCGACUUCUGGACGAUAUCUGCCUCGAAAGGCUUUCACAGCUGGCCGAGGCUGAAGACCGCGCGCGCUCCGCUUCAUAUAAUGCGACUCCUCACCAAGCUGGCUCGACUGGAGAAGCUCUAAACCGCCCGACACAACCAAGCAUGUUAGGUCGUCAAUUUGGCUCCGCUCUGCAAGGAAACCCUCCCCAGCAGAACCAGGCUCCCGCCAAUGAUGACAACGUCAAUUGCGUCCUCUGCUCCGGCUGUGCCAACUGCCGCGACUGCGUGAGCUGCUCCAACUGCCUCCGAUGCAAGGAUUGCGUCAAUUGCUCCAACUGUGUCGACUGCACCGACUGCGUCAAUUGCUCUGACUGCGUCGGCUGCUCUAACCUCGUCAACCGCAGCGGAGCGCGGAAUGAGCACGGUUAGGCAUGUGACCUGACCUCACGAUAGAGGCCUGAGGGUCUCCAGCCUCAUGGAUACCUACACGGCUUCUUACACUUCGACCUCAUACAUGUUGGCGGAGUUCACUAUUGCAUUCGACGUUGAUGGCGUUGAUGGCGUUUCAUGGAUCAGCCUUGGCACAUCAAAGGCGUGCCGGCUGCGAGAUACCCAGUGUCUUUUCCCUCCGAUUUGGUAGGCAGUCAAAUGAACGCCGUGCCUCGAGAGGCCUCU